Messenger RNA from Scleropages formosus (Asian bonytongue), 3171 nucleotides. It is a transcript of the gene pgm2, whose product is annotated as phosphoglucomutase 2. NCBI's taxonomy places the organism in Eukaryota, Metazoa, Chordata, Actinopteri, Osteoglossiformes, Osteoglossidae. Gene Ontology annotation, biological process: purine ribonucleoside salvage; carbohydrate metabolic process. The transcript is spliced from 13 exons. The coding region runs from base 143 to 1975 and encodes 610 amino acids. Gene Ontology annotation, molecular function: magnesium ion binding; phosphopentomutase activity. The record is from RefSeq and is a predicted model, not a curated record. Gene Ontology annotation, cellular component: nucleus.
CUCCCAGUCUGACUGAAAUGAGUCCAUUAGAAGUGAGUGCGAGGAAGCGGUUGUUACAAGCUGGUGGCAGAUCGUGUGGGUUUACUACAGAUUUACCUGUCCUGAAGUGUCUAAAGGAGUUUGUAAUACGAAGACAAGAAGCAUGGACAAGGAGGUGGUGAGCACGGGUGAUGCCAAAUUGGACGAGGCUGUUGUACAGUGGUUGAGAUUAGAUAAGAACCCCAAGACCUUGGCUGCAGUGCAGAAGAUGGUGAAAGAUGGUGCACUGGAGGAGCUGCAGAAGUGUUUUGGGGCCCGGAUGGAGUUUGGGACAGCGGGGCUGAGGGCCGCCAUGGGGCCUGGUGUCUCUUGCAUGAACGAUCUGACAAUCAUCCAGACCACCCAAGGCUUCUGUGCCUAUCUGGAGAAGAGCUUCCCGGACCUGAAGGAAAGGGGUGUUGUUAUUGGCUUCGAUGCUCGGGCACACCCAGCCAGCGGGGGCUGCAGCAAGAGGUUUGCAACUCUAGCUGCUACAGUCAUGAUAAGCCGUGGUGUUCCUGUUUACCUCUUCCACGACAUCACGCCUACGCCGUUUGUGCCUUUUGCUGUUUCCCACCUGUCUCUCUGUGCUGGAAUCAUGGUAACAGCAUCCCAUAACCCCAAACAGGACAACGGCUACAAGGUGUACUGGGAGAAUGGGGCCCAGAUCAUUCCCCCUCAUGACUGUGGGAUUGCCAGUGCCAUCAGUGAGAACCUGGAGCCUUGGCCGCAAUCCUGGGAUGAGAACUUGGCCCUCAACAGCCUGCUGCUGAAGGAUCCCUAUGAGGACAUGUGCAGGGAAUACUUCAAGGCAGUUCAGCAGCACUGCUUCCACAGGGAUCUCAACAAGAGCUCAGAAGUGAAGUUCGUCCACACUUCUGUCCACGGAGUGGGACACACUUUUGUCCAGUCUGUGUUUAAGGCCUUUGACUUGUGCCCUCCCUUUGCUGUGGUGGAACAGAAAGACCCUGACCCUGAGUUCCCCACAGUAAAGUACCCCAACCCAGAGGAAGGGGAGGGUGUGCUGACACUGUCCUUUGCUUUGGCCGAAAAAGAAGGGGCCACUGUGGUUCUGGCCAAUGACCCUGAUGCAGAUCGCCUGGCAGUGGCGGAGAAGCAGAAGAGUGGCCAGUGGAGGGUCUUCUCUGGCAAUGAGCUUGGUGCCCUCUUGGGCUGGUGGCUCUUCCGCUGCUGGAAGGAGAGGCAUCCAGAGCCAGCUGCUCUUAAGGAUGUCUACAUGCUGGCCAGUACCGUGUCCUCCAAGAUCCUGAGAGCCAUUGCACUUAAGGAAGGAUUCCACUUCGAGGAAACCCUAACUGGCUUCAAGUGGAUGGGCAACAGGGCCAAGCAGUUGUUGGACCAGGGAAAGACCAUGCUGUUUGCCUUUGAGGAGGCCAUAGGCUACAUGUGCUGCCCAGCUGUGUUGGACAAAGAUGGUGUCAGCGCAGCUGCCAUUACUGCGGAGCUCACGUCUUACCUAGUGACACAGGGUACCACCCUCACCCAGAAACUCAAUGCCAUCUUUGAUGAGUAUGGCUACCACAUCAGCAAGAACUCCUACUUCAUCUGUCACGAUCAGGACAUAAUCCAGCAGCUGUUUGAGCGACUGCGCAACUACAUCGGAAAGGACACAUACCCCAAGGAGUGUGGGGAGUUUGCAGUAUCUGCAGUGCGGGACCUUACGACCGGCUACGACAGCAGCCAGCCGGAUAAGAAAGCUACGUUGCCUACCAGCAGGAGCAGUCAGAUGAUAACUUUCACCUUCUCCAAUGGGGGUGUGGCUACUAUGAGGACCAGUGGGACUGAGCCUAAGAUCAAGUACUACACUGAACUGUGUGCUGCACCUGGGAACAGUGAUGUGAAACAGCUGAAGGCAGAGCUGGACAACUUGGUGGAUGCCAUUGUGCAAUAUUUCUUUGAACCAGAGAAGAACAAGUUAAAACCAAGGCCAGAGUAACAGUUGUAGUACACAGUGUGCCUGUAUUAGCUGCCAUCAACAACUGUAUACCUGUAACAGAAAUGCCUUUAAUUCAUUUACCUUUCAUACCAGGAUCUUUGUCAACCGAGCAAUUGUAGAGAAUGGACCAGUAUUUUUUUAUUUUUAAAAAUUUGAUUGUAUUUCGCACAGGUUGUGUUUCAGGUGACCUGUCUUAACAUGUCUUAAAAAUUCUGCAGUUUUAAGUCCUGAUAAUAUGUAGCUUUUUGCAGGAAUUGCCACAAAAAUUGCAUUGUCUUAGUAAUUUGCCCUCUGUGUUCAAUUAAUAAUUGGACUGGGUGUGGUUGACAGAGGAUAAAUAUAUUUCUGGAAGUGCAAAUUAAAAGGAACUCAGUAUCUAGUUACUAUACUUUUCCUGGUAUUUUCCUAUUUGUACAGCUGAAUUGACAUGUUUCAGUUUCAGGUCUUACAAAAUGGAUCCUUGAAAUUUAACAUCUUGUAAAAUCACUCUUGUGAAAUAUAUUGCCCCUUUUUAAUUUGGCCCCUGCUGCACAAUAUUUGUUCAUAACUUUAGUAGAACAUGUCCAACAUGUCUGCAGACUUUCACGUAGUCACAUCUUUUGUGCAAAAAGUCCAUUUUGACAAGAAUUAAAAUAUAUCCUCAGUUUCCGUUUUAAGCAUUGUGAGGUUUACUAAGUUUGCAUUGCAUCAUUCACAAUUUGUAUUGUGUGGAUGUUUCUGUAAACUCCAGAAUAAGAGAUCAACAAUAUGCAGAUUUGUAACUGCAUACAAUAUAAAGACAGUAAUCUGAAAUGAAACAUUCCAUUAGACUUAUUAUUACACACUGUUCUAUUACUGCACAAAACAGUUUCUGUGCAGGCAGGAAGUCCUCAUUAUUUAGCUUUAUAUUAGUAAAUAAAAGGUUUUCAUGUAAGUGGAAUUCAGCAGCAAGAGCAGUACUAAAUUCAAUACUGGAACUAAACAAAUUUUGCAAAGAAGUCAUUUGAACACUUUAAUUCAUGACUUUGUAGAGAGCAGAACUGUUAAAGCAGGUCUACAACAUUUUUAAUUGCACUUUAAUCAAAAGCCAAUAGAGUGAGUUGGAAUAUACUUUUUUUUUUUUUUCUACCUUUCCUAUGCCUGUACUUGUUAGAGUAAUUUAACCAUUUAAAAUAGGCUUCCCUUUAUAGAUAUCUCGAUGUUUUAAAUAAAGAUGA